AUGGCUGCUAAUAAACCAGUCUUCAGCGAGGCGGGUAUCGACCCAGAAAAGAGCACCCCUGCUGGUGUUCCCCUUGAGAGUACCAAUGAUGCAGACUCCUAUUUCCAAGGAGAUGUCAUGCAGCAAUACUACAACCUGGGGUUCUGGACCCGUAUGGGGUGUACCCCAGAAUCCUUCAAGCGGAGGAACGCUACCGACAAAAACAACCAACUCAACCAGACUCUACGUUCACGUCACAUGCAUAUGAUUGCCAUUGGUGGUUCGAUUGGAGCUGGUCUCUUUGUUGGCACGGGAUCCGCUCUUCGACGAGGAGGUCCAGCCUCACUUCUGAUCGACUACGCCAUCAUCGGCGUCAUGAUCUUCAACGUUGUCUUUGCUCUUGGUGAACUCGGCAUCAUGUAUCCCAUUUCCGGUGGGUUCUACACCUACUCGACGCGAUUCAUCGACCCGUCCUGGGGCUUUGCUAUGGGAUGGAACUAUUGCUUCCAAUGGGCGGUUGUGCUGCCGCUGGAAAUCACGGUGGCUUCGUUUACGAUAUUUUUCUGGACGUCCGACGUUCAUGUGGCAGUGUGGAUCUCCAUGUUCCUGGCCAUCAUCAUCGUCAUCAAUGUCUUUGGAGUCCUAGGCUAUGGCGAAGAAGAGUUUUGGGCGAGCGCUCUGAAACUCAGUGCCAUUGUCAUCUUUAUGAUCAUCGCUCUGGUCUGUGUCUGUGGAGGCGGACCUAGCAACGGCUUGUAUCAUGAAUACUGGGGCGCUCGACUUUGGCACGAUCCGGGUGCUUUCCGCAACGGAUUCAAGGGGUUCUGCUCGGUCUUUGUGACGGCGGCCUUUGCCUUCUCGGGUACUGAAUUGGUCGGCCUCGCCGCAGCCGAGUCUCGGACCCCGUUGAAAUCGCUCCCAUCGGCGGUCAAGCAGGUGUUUUGGCGUAUCACACUCUUCUACAUUCUGUCUCUCCUGUUUGUCGGAUUGCUUGUGCGGUCCGACGACGACCGGCUUCUCGGCGCCAACCCAUACAUUGACGCGCAAGCCUCACCGUUCGUCCUGGCUGCACGGGAUGCCGGCCUCAAAGGAUUUGAUUCGUUCAUGAACGUGGUCAUUUUGGUUUCUGUCAUCUCCAUCGGCAACAGCGGCGUGUACGGGGGCAGCCGCACGCUGACGGCGCUGGCCGAACAAGGCUAUGCGCCCAAGAUCUUUGCCUAUGUCGAUCGAGCCGGCCGACCGACCGUGUCUACUGUUACUAUUAUUGCUUUUGGUGCCCUGGCGUACCUGGGCGUGGCCAAAUCCGGUAUUGAAAUCUUCGACUGGCUCCAGGCUUUGUCUGGACUGGCUGCUCUGUUUACUUGGGGCUCGAUCUGUCUGGCCCACAUCCGGUUUCGGGCCGCGUGGAAACAUCAGGGUCGCACUCUGGACGAAAUCCCCUUCAAGGCCGUCGGCGGCGUCUACGGCUCCUGGCUCGGCCUGAUUCUGAUUGUCCUCGUCAUGAUCGCCCAGUUCUAUGUGGCCAUCUGGCCUCCUGGUGGUGGCGUCAAUAGCGCCGAUGGCUUCUUCAAGUCUUACCUCGCGUUGCCUGUGGUCAUGUUCUUCUGGCUUUGUGGGUAUCUCUGGAAGAGGCAGGGUUGGCUGAGAUUGGACCAGAUUGAUUUGGAUGCCGGCCGUAGACAUAUUGACUGGGAGGCUCAUCAUGCUGAACAGGAGAGGAGGAGGAAUGCCAGUUGGCCCAUGAGAAUUGUUUAUUUCAUGUUCUAA
Messenger RNA from Exophiala dermatitidis NIH/UT8656, 1746 nucleotides. RefSeq names its product AAT family amino acid transporter. The transcript has 2 exons. Gene Ontology annotation, cellular component: membrane. The record is from RefSeq and is a predicted model, not a curated record. Gene Ontology annotation, molecular function: amino acid transmembrane transporter activity. Gene Ontology annotation, biological process: amino acid transmembrane transport. Lineage: Eukaryota; Fungi; Ascomycota; Eurotiomycetes; Chaetothyriales; Herpotrichiellaceae. The coding region runs from base 1 to 1746 and encodes 581 amino acids.